Molecule: messenger RNA, 663 nt
Organism: Charadrius vociferus (killdeer)
Lineage: Eukaryota; Metazoa; Chordata; Aves; Charadriiformes; Charadriidae
Gene: RBM7
Product: RNA binding motif protein 7
Exons: 4
Source: RefSeq, a predicted model, not a curated record
CUGAACGGGAUCAAGCUCUACGGCCGCCCCAUCAGAAUCCAGUUCCGCUCAGGGAGCAGUCACGCAUCUCACGAUGGCAACCCAUCCUGUUCCCCGCACGGAGCCGCCAGCACCAGCCCGUCUGGCGCGCCGCACCCCGCAUCAAACUGCAGCAGAUACGACAGGAGUCCUGACGGGAUGGUAGCGGCGGGAUUCUCGUCGGCGCAGCGGUCUCUGCCGUCUGCUGAUAACCUUCAGAGACACGCGAUGAAAAGCGCCGUGCGGCAGCAGCCCCCGUUUGGGGGGAAGUACGAACAGCCCGCCUUCGCCCUGCCCGGCUCCCCGCCGGCUCCUCACGCCUUCCACCCCGCACCAGCCCCGCAAAUGCCGCAGCGGCCGGAGAUGGCGGUGCCGCGCAAGGGCCGGCUGAGCGCCCACCCCUACCACCCGGACGGCAGGCACUUUGGCCGCGAGCAGCGUUUUGGGGAACGGGGGCCCGACUAUGGCCGCGGCAAGAGGGAGGAAUACGGCUUUGAGGAGAGGGGCCACGACGCCGAGCACUACUACCGGGUGGGCAGAGAGGAGCCUGCCUACGAAGACAGGCACCGGGACGGCUGGAGCCACGACUACGACUACCGCAGGGAGGGCUACAGAGAGGCCAAGUGGCACCCCUCGCGGCAUUAG